AUGUGGAGCAGCACCUUCGCCGGGCUCCCCGCCGGCGCCAACGCGCCCCUGCUGGUGGUCACGGGCUUCGUCUGCAGCACCGCGGACGGCCGCCCCACCACGCUGAAGCGGAGCGGCUCGGACUACUCCGCCACCAUCUUCGCCAAGGUCCUGGGCUCGGCCUCCGUGACCUUCUGGAAGAACGUGAGCGGCGUGUACACCGCGGACCCCCGCCGGGUGCCCAGCGCCUUCUCGAUCCCGCGACUGACCUUCGACGAGGCCAUGGAGCUGGCCUACUUCGGAGGCCAGGUGCUGCACCCCUCGGCCAUGGUGCCCUGCAUCGAGAAGAGGAUCCCGGUCCUCGUCAAGAACGUGUUCGAUCCGUCGCACCCCGGCACCAGGGUCUACGGCCGAGGGGACGCCCGGAACAAGUGGGAGGAUCAGGAGGACGACGUGUCCAUGAAGGACUUCCCGGUGAAGGCGAUCACGUCCAUCGAGAAGGUGUCGUUGGUGACCAUCUCGGGCGCCUCGUUUCUGGGUACCAUGGGCGUAGCGCGCCGGAUGAUGCAGGCUCUGGAGAUGGCUGGCGCCAACGUGAUCCUUGCCUCUCAGGGCUCCUCCGAGCACUCCAUCACCGUGGCGGUCGAUUCAGGCGACCAGGAUCGUGCGGUGGAGGGCUUGAAGGAGGCUUUCGCCAUGGAGCUCGCGACGGACUCCGAGAUCAGGGUGGCCCCGAAGCCAGACUGCAGCAUAGUGGCGAUCAUCGGUGAGGGCAUGAAGGAGCGCGCUGGCAUAUCGUCUCGCUUCUUCAGCUCGCUGGGACGAGCUCGGGUAAACGUGAUCGCCAUUGCGCAGGGCGCCUCCGAGCGAAACAUCUCGGUGGUAGUGCCCCAGAAGGACCUCUCGCGCGCGCUACGGGCCGCCCACGAGGGCUUCACGCUGUCCGACAUGAAGAUGUCGGUCGGGAUCCUGGGCACGGGCAUGGUGGGCUCGGAGGUCAUGAAGCAGCUCGCCCAGUGGGAGGCAUCGCACGGGCGGCGGCAGGAGCUCCCGGCCAUGAUGCAGGCGAAGAGCCUCGAGGUCGAGGUGCGCAUGGUCGCGGACACGAGGCGGAUGGUGCUGGCCGAGCACGGGCUCCCGCUGCGGGGGCUCGUCGAGGAGGAGGGGGGCACGCUCUGGCGGAUCUCUGCGUGGGAGGAGAAGGUCGCGGACUUGGGGGAGGACUUCCGGGUGGUGCCGACUGACAUGGGCGUUCUCGAGGACUUCCUUGACACCGACCGUAUACCCCACAAGGUGAUCAUCGAUUGUACUCCCUCGGGGGAGAUUGCUAAGAACUACCCCGGGUGGCUGCGCAAGGGGAUCCACGUCAUCUCCACCAGCCAGCGCGCCGGCUCCGGGCCGCUCGAAGGGUGGGCCGAAAUCCUGGAGGCGACGCGCUCCGGCGGGCGGUGGUGCUACGAGACGACCGUCGGGGCACAGGUGCCCAUCAUCGCCACCAUCCAGGACCUCGUGCAGACUGGCGACGACGUGAAGCUGGUCGAGGGCGUGCUCUCGGGCACCGUGGGCUUCAUCCUCAACGCCAUGUGCGAAGACCCGAGCAAGACCAUGGGGGAGGCCCUGUCUGAGGCGGCCGCCCGCGGCCUCACCGAGCCCGACCCGCGCGACGACCUCUCGGGCCUGGACGCGGCCCGCAAGGCGGUGAUCAUCGCGCGCGAGCUCGGCCUGCAGCUCGACCUCUCGGACGUGGCGACCGAGUCGCUCCUGCCCGAGGGCGCCUGCCCCGAGGACGCCGCGGGGCUCGCGGCGCUGCUGGACGGCACCCAGGACCGGAUCAGCGAGUCCGGGCCCUCGUGA
This is a messenger RNA of Prorocentrum cordatum, 1833 nucleotides long. The record is from the annotation of a GenBank genome assembly. NCBI's taxonomy places the organism in Eukaryota, Dinophyceae, Prorocentrales, Prorocentraceae.